Messenger RNA from Monoraphidium neglectum, 645 nucleotides. RefSeq lists its product as hypothetical. Gene Ontology annotation, cellular component: cytoplasm. Gene Ontology annotation, biological process: cell surface receptor signaling pathway; cytoskeleton organization. The record is from RefSeq and is a predicted model, not a curated record. The coding region runs from base 1 to 645 and encodes 214 amino acids. NCBI's taxonomy places the organism in Eukaryota, Viridiplantae, Chlorophyta, Chlorophyceae, Sphaeropleales, Selenastraceae. The transcript is spliced from 3 exons.
AUGGCGCCGGCGCCGCCGCUCGAGCCCGCCGCGCAAGCGGCGCACGGAGUCGUGGCGGCAGGGGAGCCGGGGGCAGCGGCGGCGAGCGCGGCGGCGGCGGGCGGCGCGGCGGCGGCGGGCGCGGCGCUGCCCAGUGCAGAGGUGGAGGACGCGGUGCGGCGGCAGCAGAUUUACGACGCCGUCUGCGCGGGGCGGCUGGAGGAGGCGCUGCAGCAGGUCGACCAACACUACGGACUGCCCGCCCUCGACGCCUCCCCCGGACUGUCCUUCCGCCUGAAAGUCCAGCGAUUCUUGGAGCUCGUCCGUGCCCGCGCGCCGCCGCAGUCCAUUCUCGAGUACGGGCGCGCGCAGCUGGCACCCGCCGCGGCGGGGCCGGAAGACGAGGAGUUGCUGAGCGACGCCGUGUCCCUUCUGGCGUAUGCGGAGCCCGAGGCCAGCCCCUGUGGCACGCUGCUCUUGCCGGGCGCGAGGGCGGAGCUGGGGGAUCGUCUGAACGGCGCCCUGCUGGCGGCGCGCGGCCGCCCGCUCGCGCCCGCGCUGGAGCGGCUGUACAGGCAGGCCGCCGUCACCCUAGAUGAGCUACGGCGCGCCCACGAGCCGCGGGCGCUGGUGCUCGACCUGCACACCGCGUGCAUGGGGAGGUGA